AUGGCUCCUUACAAACGAAGUGCGGCUGGUGCUGCUGCAGGUGUUUCGAUUAGCCUUGUUAUGCUCGGCCUUAUGUUUCUUAUUACUGUUCUCCCGUUUCUUGUGCUCUUCGGUGUUCUUCUCUACAUGUACAAGCAGUACAGAAAGAUGAGAGAGGAAAAGGAGUAUGUCAUGCUACUUCAACAAAACUAUAUGAUCAACAACAAAGCCAAGUUCUAAUGAAAAGUUCUAAUCAUCUACUACUACUACAGACGAUAAACAACAAAAGAAGUAAAGAAAUUAGAAGUG
Molecule: messenger RNA, 288 nt
Organism: Meloidogyne enterolobii
Lineage: Eukaryota; Metazoa; Nematoda; Chromadorea; Rhabditida; Meloidogynidae
Source: the annotation of a GenBank genome assembly